AUGUCUAAAAAAAGAGGGCUCUCUUUGGAUGAGAAACGUGAGAAGAUGCUUCAGAUUUUCUAUGAAUCCCAGGAUUUCUUCCUUCUUAAGGAGCUUGAGAAGUUGGGUCCUAAAAAGGGUGUAAUUACCCAAUCAGUGAAAGAUGUGCUCCAGUCUCUGGUGGAUGAUGACCUUGUUUUCAAGGACAAGAUAGGAAGUUCAGUAUAUUUUUGGAGUCUUCCUAGCUGUGCUGGUAACCAGCUAAGGAACAUACAAAGAAAGCUCACCAACGAUCUCCAAAGUACUGAAAAGCGAUAUAUGGAACUAAUUAAUCAGUGCAAUGCUUUAAAGAAGGGACGAGAGGAAUCUGAUGAACGAGAGGAAGCCCUUGAUGAGCUUAAAGCUAUUGAACAGAAGUAUAAUCAGCUCAAGAAUGAAAUUGCGCAAUACUCAGACAAUGAUCCGGCAACGUUUGAGGCUACGAAGAAGGCUAUUGAAGUGGCUCAGACAGCAGCUAAUAGAUGGACAGACAACAUAUUUACACUGCGACAAUGGUGCUCAAAUAACUUUCCUCAGGCAAGAGAGCAACUCGAUCACCUGUACGAAGAGGUAGGCAUAACUGAUGACUUUGACUAUGUGGAGUUGCCUGCAGUUGCUGCACCCUGUUCUGCUGGAGAUCAGGGCAGCCUUUAG
Molecule: messenger RNA, 672 nt
Organism: Striga hermonthica
Lineage: Eukaryota; Viridiplantae; Streptophyta; Magnoliopsida; Lamiales; Orobanchaceae
Source: the annotation of a GenBank genome assembly